AGAAGGAGGAGGAGGAGGAGGAGGAAGUUAAGAAGCAGAAUUCAAAGAAGAAGAAUGUUAAAGAUGCAGCACCCACACCGGAGAAGCGUGAAGCCUUAGCGGUGAAGGGGCGUAGGGGCGGUAAGAGCGGCGGCGUUGGUCUCGGCGUGUGGGUAACAGUGACAGCUCUAAGCGGGGUGUGUGUGGCGCUGCUGGUCACUGUGCACACCUUGAAUGGGAAACUGAAGGCUGGGGUGUCAUCUGAGCGUGUGGAGGAGCUAGAGACCACGCUUUCUACAGUGAGGCGAAGUUGGAAGUGAGAGAAGAGGAAAGAGAAACACUAAUGAUCCAACUCCUAGAAACCCAGGCGGCGGCGCGAAGUAUUGAGGACGUGGAUGAGGAAAGAGAGGAGAGAGAGAGGGCACUAGCGGAGGAGAAGGUAAGAGUGGCUGUGUUGGAGGGCGUGGUGUCCCGGCUGGAGGGGGCGCUGAAGGUCCAGAAGGAGGAGAGGAUGGCAGCGGAGGAGGACAAGGAGAAGAUGAAGAAGUUAGAAGAGGUGACAGGAAUACUUCAAAAACAGAGAGAUGAGUUACUGCGCGCGGCUGAAGAAGGACAGAGACUCCUAUUCGAGGCUCGGGAAGGACUCAAACUGUCACAGAAGCAGAUGAACAGCAUGAGUGAGGAGAAGAAGACGAUGCAGGAGAAACUGAAGACACUGGAAGAGGAAUUGAAGGGAACGAAAGGGGAACUGGAAGACACGAAGGGAGAACUAGAGGAAACGAAGAGAGAAAUGGAGGAAAUUAGAGAAGAAUUGGAGAAAGAGAAGGAACAAAUGCAGAAUGAACAGGUAACGAAGCAGCAAGAGGAAGAAGAGAAGGAGGAAGAGAUGAAGAGAAUGAAGGAAGAGAUGGAGAAGAUGGAAGAGGAGAUGGCGAAGAAGGAAGAGGAGAUGGAGAGAAUCACGAAGGAGAUGAACAAGAAGGAGGAGGAGAUAAAAAAGAGAGAUGAAAGAAACAAAGAAUUGACGGCGGCGCUGCAGAAGGCGGAGGUGGAGACGGCUGCAUCAAGAGGCUUCUUACAAAACGCACAAGAGAGAUUGGAGGAAGCAACAGCCAGGGCCGCCAUGAUGGAGAGGCAAUGGCAGAAGACAGUAGAAGAUAUAAAGGCAAGAGAAGAAGAGGAAGAAGAAGAAGAAGAAGAAGAAGGAGGAGGAGGAGGAGGAGAGAAGAGGAAGAAGAAAAAGAAGAAGUAGUAGAAGAAGAAGGAAGAGAAGAAGAAGGUAAA
Molecule: messenger RNA, 1263 nt
Organism: Portunus trituberculatus (swimming crab)
Lineage: Eukaryota; Metazoa; Arthropoda; Malacostraca; Decapoda; Portunidae
Product: golgin subfamily A member 6-like protein 7
Exons: 9
Coding region: 323-1231 (302 amino acids)
Source: RefSeq, a predicted model, not a curated record